UGCCCGUUAAUUAAAUACUCUCGGCGUGGCAACGGUCCCGAUUAACAAUGGAGCAAACCGAAGUCAUGAAACCUGAAACACUAGAAGAUUUGAUUAAGAUUUUGCACAAGCUCUUUGAAGGUGAUAGCAUUAAUGUUGAGGAGGUGCAGAAUAUUAUGGAAUCUUAUGAGAGUAAACCGCACGAAUGGAUGAAGUACGCGAAAUUCGACCAGUUCAGGUACACCAGGAACCUGGUGGACGAGGGGAACGGAAAAUUCAAUCUCAUGAUCCUCUGCUGGGGUGAAGGUCACGGCAGCAGCAUCCACGACCACACAGACUCCCACUGCUUCAUGAAGCUGCUCCAGGGCCAGCUGAAGGAGACGCUGUACGAGUGGCCGGACCGCAAGUCACAGGGAGAGAUGAGGCAGAGGUCCCAGAGGAUCCUGCAGGAGAACCAGUGCGCGUACAUAAACGACUCCCUGGGCCUGCACCGCGUGGAGAACGUUAGCCACACGGAAAGUGCCGCCAGCCUGCACCUCUACAGCCCCCCCUUCCAGCACUGCCAGACCUUCGACCAGCGCACGGGACACAAAAACGUGGUCAAGAUGACGUUCUGGAGUAAAUACGGAGAAAGGACUCCAUUUGAAACCACAGUUUCACAGGAAAACAACUAGGCCACCGGAGUCAAAAAGCAACUGUACGAACACGGCUGCGGAAAAUUCUGGUGAAAGGAGACCGGCAAAAAAAAUAAAUAAAUAAAUAAUAAAAAUAUACGAGCGAGCAAAGCGAAAAAAACAGCCCACUCUUCGACAAAUUGCGAGGGUCAGUUGAAAGGACGCGUCGGUAAUUGGAGCUGCUUUAUCGCGGCCCGGUGUACGCUUGGCAAACGCUGAUGAAUGCGGGGCGGACAAGUGAAUAGCGGCAUUAGGUUGAGCGACGGAAUGAAUCUGCUCUUUGUUUGCUAGGCUGGAGGAAGCCCCUUGCCAAUAACGGCAUUCCUAUGUUUCUGUGACCUGUGUAAUUACACCUUUGUACUGUUAUGGGGGAUGAAAGUGGUGGACGUGUAUAAUGUAAAAGUAGAGAAAAAAAAGAGCGUGCGUCUGGUCGCAGUCAUGCAUGCUGACAACAUGUAAAAACGAUUAUCUGCAGGCCUUCUGUGAUCAAUAUUGUUCUUUUACACACAAUUGAGCACUUUUAAGAUGUAUUGAUUUUUUUUUUUUUAAACGUAAAUUGUUUUAACAUUUGUUUAAAAUGUACAGACAUAGCAAUUCAUGAACAAGCGGAAAUUUAAAAUGGUAGCAUUAAAGCUUUUUAGAUGUACUAUUUUGAAAUGCAAUACAGGUAAUUUAUAUUUACAAAACAGAUUAUUUUGGUGUUAAUUGGUUUUUGUUACUUGAGUACCACGCCCGGACAUUUGUUUUGAUAAGUAUUAGUAGAGGUGAAUUAUAGGUUUGUAUGACUGCCUCUGGAUUUUUAGAGCGUUAUAAUAGCCGGUUAAAAUAAUGACUGUAUGUGGAAUGAGUUGUUCUGUAGAACAAGACUCUCGUUCUUCCUCUCUCUCAGGUCUUUUGCUAAUUUUGUAAUUGUAGCUAUAUUUACAAACGCUUUUUCGCAGUGCAAGAGAAUAAAAUCAGUAUCUAUUUUAAUGUAUAUUCUGGCUGACUUUGAUCAUGGAAUGACCUGCUGUGAGUGUAAACCAUUAAAUAUUUCCUCUUGUCAAA
Messenger RNA from Anguilla rostrata (American eel), 1700 nucleotides. It is a transcript of the gene cdo1, whose product is annotated as cysteine dioxygenase, type I. Lineage: Eukaryota; Metazoa; Chordata; Actinopteri; Anguilliformes; Anguillidae. The transcript has 5 exons. The record is from RefSeq and is a predicted model, not a curated record. Gene Ontology annotation, biological process: L-cysteine catabolic process. Gene Ontology annotation, molecular function: ferrous iron binding; cysteine dioxygenase activity. The coding region runs from base 48 to 653 and encodes 201 amino acids.